AUGCUCUCGGAAGACAAUGCGACCCCGGAUGAAACCAUGGAUACGGACAUGGAUGUGGAUGCGCAUGUGUCGGGUGGAGAACAAGCUGAACAACCCUUGCUGAACUCAGGGCAGGUGCAGUGUUCGGUUUGUAGCAGCACAUUUCGCCGACCAGAACAUCUGAAGCGCCAUUUGCGCAGUCAUACGAAAGAGAAACCUUUCGAAUGCCCUCAAUGCGGUCGACACUUCUCUCGGACAGAUACCCUCCAUCGCCACGAACUAAGCCACCAUAAUCCAACAACCGACGGCGGCAAAGAUCGAACACAUCGAAUUACCGUCAAGACUUUUCGCGCAUGCUUCAGCUGUGCUACGGCCAGAGUUCGAUGCAGCGGUGGUGUGCCAUGUGGACGGUGUGAAACCCGGACAUUACAAUGCCAAUACCCCACGGAGAGACGUUCAAAAGCAAGGGCCAGAAACGGAGCGCGAGGCACGUCUGGAUCAGGAAUCCAUGAUUCGGAGUCUCAUUCUCCUAUGCGCUCUCCCCGGACCCAGAGACACAAUGCGUCUGCUCAGGUGGAACAUGGAACAUCCUAUCAACUCGCUCAAUUCUCGGUGAAUGGUUUGAAUGACUCACAAACUUCACCAAAGCCCCCGCUCGACACUUUCCAAAAUACAAUUGGCGCCCUCGUAGAGAAUACACCAUCCGAUGGUAGAGGCUCGGCAUCGGGGCCUCCUGAUCCUCGGUUAUACUUACCACCUUCAAAUCCUGCGUCAUCUACAGGACCGUUGCCAAUGCCCACCUACCCCAAUGGUGAAUAUUCUGGAAUCGAAACCCCCGAUCUGCCAAAGAUGUUUUCCGUUGAGACAUCAGCUGGUCUUGGCUCUGAAAUGAGGAAUCCUCAGCCGGACAUGCCACAACCCGGGGUUGAUAUCGAGAUGGCCAUGACGGGGAAUACGGAGAUCGCGCUAGAUUUUGACCCGUCGAUUUUCGAUCAAUCCAUGAUAUCGGCUAUCAAUUGGCUUCCUAACGAACUCUUCGCUGGACCUGCGGCUAGUGAUCAGGGGCAAGGCUCCAGGGUUCUUUCACAAUUCUCUCAACCAGCCCUUCCAAACAACUAUACGGCUCACAUAGCAUGGCAACCACCGGUCAUUCAUGCUGAUCAGAUCAGUACCUCAAUCCCUGAGAAUGUCUCCCAAACGCCAUCUGGAAACCUGUCUUUAGGCACCGACAUGGGGAGUCCACGACGCCGUAGUUCUCAUGUUCCCAGCGAAGCAUCGCUCCAUUCUGAAUCCGUCGAUUCAACGAAACGCUCGGCAGAUUACUACGUUGAUGGUGGUGGUGCCCGGCUUCCAAAAUACAGAAAAAGACAGACACACUGGUCCACUUCAUCUGCCGAGGUGAUUUCUACUAAUGAUUCUCUUUUUGAAACCGAUUCCCAUCGCUUUGACUUCCCCAGUGCACACGAAGUCAAUAUGGAAAAUAUUUCAGACGAAAUACUCUACUCCGUCCGACCAAUCGAACCCACUACUUAUAACGAGAUAUAUCGCAAUUUUGUUCUGCUUUGCCGAAGCGAGAACCCCUUUUUUGAAAUGUUCGAAUCUGAAAAUUUUCCGUCUGCAGAGGACUGCGGCCGAUACCUUGUCUGCUACUUCGAUUCAUUCCAGACAGUAUAUCCUAUGGUUCAUCUACCUUCCUUCAAUCCUAACCACUGCUAUUGGCUCUUGACUGUGGCACUUGUGGCAAUCGGGUGCCACAGUUCAAGUACUCCAUCGGCAGAUCAACAUACAGCUGCCUUCCAUGAGCUGAUUCGACGUGCUCUCCAUGUUGAGAAAGAACGAUACCGACCUGGGCAGGAUUCCCUCGAUCUAAUUCAAGUCAUGUUGCUCAAUUGCAUAGGUCUUCUCCAUAGCGGAAGUGAGCGAGCGAAAGCAUCCGCUUUAAGCUCCUUCAAGGACCUCGUGACUCUUAUGAAUCGGGAAAGAUUAUUAGGAAUUGGAAAACCAGGCAACACUUGUGGUUCCUCAGAUGAUGCUAUAUGGAUGAAUUGGGUCCAAGAUGAAGUUCGGAGACGGACAGGUUACUGUAUCUGGCUUUUGGACUGUACAAUUGCUUAUUACUUUGACGACCGCCCAAUUUUAUCGCUUGACGACGGACAAGCUCCAUUACCCGCACACGAGACACUGUGGCAUGCGAACUCUGCGGAGACGUGGAAGCAACUAUGGGAAAAUCCAGCUAGCGAUUUCCAUUCGCCGAACCAUUCACAGGCGUCAUCUCGGACCUCACCUUAUUUAAUCAAUGAGUCCUUGUAUGAUGCAGUGCACAUACUCUAUAUCGAAAAGAGGCUGGUAUCAGGGAUUGGAGAAUUCAGCCACAUUCUUCUCAUACACGCUCUUUAUCAUCGCAUGUGGGAAGUGGGCGAUUACUUCCGCCGGCCCCUUUCCUUUUGGAACCCGACUGCCAAGAAGCAAUCUCGUGAGACCGCCAUUCCGAUCGGCUCUGUUUGGCUUCCAGGAAUUCCAUCGUAUUCUAAAUGGCGUAACAGCGCCUGCGAUUGCCUUGACAUCCUUCACUGGACUGCCAACAGCACUAUCGCCAAAGCCGCUGGAUUGGAGCAUCCAACUGUUCUCCAUCUUCAUGCAGCACGGCUUGUCCUACUAGCACCAUUUCGGGAAAUACGCUCACUCGCUACCUUUCUAGCAUCCAGCAAGCUACGGUGGAGUAGACGAACCCACGCCAUUGAGUGGCAGUAUAUUUGGCGUUGGAUACGCCAUGAUCAAUACAAAGCUCGUUUAUCAAUAAUCCACGCCGGUGUGACCCUUUGGCACGUUCGACGAUACUCCACGAAUGCAUUUCAUGAGCCAGCAGCCGUGUUUGUUGCCGUAUUGACACUAUGGGCGUACGGGUCCUGUCACGUGCAUGGCCCAAUGGAGUCCAGCCCCAAUUCACAGGCUUCACGAGCAGUUCCAUCACAGGAGCCGAGUUUCAUUCAUUUAGAUCGUCCGUGCGAUGAUGAGCUGGUCCAGCUUUUUGUGCGAGAGGGCCACUCGAUGCGAGGCAAUAUCACAGGCGUGGGAGAUAUAUGUGCGCCCGAGGGCCCAGAGAGAGUUCUCCGAAUCGGCUGCGAGAUAUUGUCCAACUUGACAGCAUGGGGAAGCUCCAAGAGGUUCAUUGCUAUUCUGAGUCGUUUGGCUGAUCUGGUGGCACGGAAUCCAGAUGGGGAGCAGAGCUGCAAUGUCAAUGCGGAUCCUCGCUGA
Molecule: messenger RNA, 3234 nt
Organism: Penicillium longicatenatum
Lineage: Eukaryota; Fungi; Ascomycota; Eurotiomycetes; Eurotiales; Aspergillaceae
Exons: 4
Coding region: 1-3234 (1077 amino acids)
Biological process (GO): regulation of DNA-templated transcription; DNA-templated transcription
Molecular function (GO): DNA-binding transcription factor activity, RNA polymerase II-specific; zinc ion binding; DNA binding
Source: RefSeq, a predicted model, not a curated record